AUGUCUAACUUCACAUUGGAGUGUCCAACUGUUCAGCGAUACUUUUUGGAACAUCAUCUGGAAAAAUCUCCCAUGCAAAAUGCUUAUCGGAGGGACUCCUCCUCGACGUUGCCCUCCGCUCCCCCUUCCCCAAGCUUCACGUCCGAUCAACUUCUCUACACACCCCUGACCAACCUGUCAGAAGAUGAAUUGGUCCUACCUGCUUUCGAUACUCUCAAGGACGAGGAGAUGAGUGACGCGUCUACGGAAUCUCAUCCCUGGACGUUACAGGCCCCCUCCGCGGAUGACACCUCCCUGGAGGAUGAACCCUCCAGACAUGUGGACUACCUCUCACAUGACUGGAGAGAAGAGGACAUAUGGUCUUCCUGGCGCUAUGUGACAAGUCGGAGGAACGACUACAGUAAUAGCGUGCGACUGGAGAAUGCCUCGUGGAGGACAUGGGCCAAGGCCAAGCACAACUUGAAGACGAUAUCCCCGGAAAGUCUGAAUUGGCUCAAGGACUGCGAUGUCACCUGGCUUUAUGGUCCAUUGAAAAGUUCCAUGGAACGUCAAACUUCUCCCUCGCCCCCUCCAAGUCGUCUGGAGACCCCAAACUCGUAUUUAGAUAGGAAACCAAUCUUGAAGAAAAAGACUGCUUCCGAGGCUAUUCUACAGCGAUCCCUGUCCCAACAUACGUUGCUUCAGCACGCCGGAGCCAUCCUUAAAGCCCAAGAAGCAGAGAAUGGAUGGACUAGACCCCCUUUCCCAAGAUCCAACACAGACCUGGAUAACUUGCACCACCGCACUGGCAGCUCGACCUACUCGCUCGGUGGUACACUGACCACGUCCUCGUCCUCCGGAAUGGCGUCUCCUAGCGAGCGUCGUCACAUCCAUUUCAAUAACGAAGUCGUGCAAUGCAUCGCAGUGGAAGCCAAAGUAUACGAGGAUGAAUGGCCCUCAACCUUCGACGAGUCAUCUUCCGACAACAGCGUGGUCAUGAUGCGACAAAUUACAGACAGAGGUGUAGUGAGCGCACGCAGCACUCCCCGCAACAGCUUCAGUGGCGAUGGGAAAACCAUCGCUCCCCUUCCGUCAACAACCCUCAAAUACCGCGGCGAUGCACCCGAAUCUCGUCCAAGCAUCCUGGAUCGGUGGUCCUCCCCAGCUACAUUAUCACCUACUCCCUCGGUCGAGACCCUUCGACCCGGAUCCGAACCCUCCGCAAACUUCCUUUUGGACGAUGAAGACCCAACCCUCGAUUUCACGGGGAAUCACCCUGAUCGCGACCGUCCAUGGUUCGAAGAACCAACUUCUAACCGUCCGCUCCGAUUGACAGACUCAGGAAUGUUCAUGCCUGAAGACGAGGGCGAAUCUCCCAGCAGUACCAUCUUGGACCGGGUUGUUGAUACAGUGAACACGGCGCGAGACAUUGCUCAUGUUAUAUGGAAUGUGGGAUGGAGACGGUGA
Messenger RNA from Penicillium soppii, 1446 nucleotides. RefSeq names its product protein phosphatase regulator REG1. Gene Ontology annotation, biological process: protein catabolic process in the vacuole; cellular response to glucose starvation. The record is from RefSeq and is a predicted model, not a curated record. NCBI's taxonomy places the organism in Eukaryota, Fungi, Ascomycota, Eurotiomycetes, Eurotiales, Aspergillaceae. Bases 1 to 1446 code for a protein of 481 amino acids. The transcript is spliced from 2 exons.